Molecule: messenger RNA, 2041 nt
Organism: Botrytis cinerea B05.10
Lineage: Eukaryota; Fungi; Ascomycota; Leotiomycetes; Helotiales; Sclerotiniaceae
Exons: 2
Coding region: 104-1585 (493 amino acids)
Biological process (GO): transmembrane transport
Cellular component (GO): fungal-type vacuole membrane
Molecular function (GO): transmembrane transporter activity
Source: RefSeq, a predicted model, not a curated record
GGUGCACCGCUCUUCUCGAGUUGACAAUUACAUACAUCUUUAUAUCAAUCAAAUCGCUUCUGGUAUCCUUACUAUUAUAAGAUUUCACCAGAAGGUGCAGCAUAUGACACCGGGAGGGACACACGAUGCAGAGGACAGCUGCCUAAAAAACCCAGACGUCUUUACAUCUAGUGUAAACGAUUGUUCUCAAAAUAAAAUUUUCGAAAAAUCUGGGGUAAACUCGAUUUUACCUAAAUCGGAGGGUUUAGACAACAACAACAACAACGCAGAAAGUGCUAUCACUUUCAAUGCGAAUCUUGAAAAGGGUGUUAUUCAGAAUGGGUCCGAACAACCAUCUGAUGGAAAUUCAAUUUCUGAUGAUGAAAAGGAUAACUUUCCUGACGGCGGUUUGAAAGCUUGGUCUGUGGUUGUGGGAUCGUUCUGUGGCUCAUUUGCGGUCUUUGGAAUUCUCAAUUGCAGUGGUAUCUUGCUCGACUACUUCUCCACUCAUCAAUUGCAGGGCUAUGCCACUGGCGAUGUUGGAUGGAUCUUUGGAGUAUCACUCUUCUUGACCUUCUUGGGUGGUACACCAGUCGGUCCAAUAUUCGAUGCAUAUGGCCCCAGAGUCUUGAUCUUCUGUGGAAGUAUCUUGUUGAUCUUGUCCAUGAUGCUACUUGGAUUAUGCAGUGAAUAUUGGCAGAUUUUCAUAGUAUAUAGUGUUCUCAAUGGCAUUGGUGGAGCCAUGGUGAACACUCCAUGUAUCUCUUCAAUCGCUCAAUACUUUCAAGCAAAGAGAGCUUUUGCUACCGGUAUUGCAAUGACGGCUGGAAGUGUUGGUGGAGUUGUAAUUCCUCUCAUGCUACAGCGCCUCUUCCCCACAAUCGGAUUUGCAUGGGCAACACGGAUAUUGGGAUUCAUCCUUCUUGUGCUCCUCAUAUUAACAAACCUCCUCGUUACUAGUCGUCUUCCCAAAAAGCCGCUUCCUAGCAUGAAGAGCAUCCUUCCGUAUUGGCCUGCGUUUAAGGAGCCGUCUUUCGUCUUCCUUACCAUAGCGAUCUUCCUCCUCGAAUGGGGCAUUUUUGUCCCUCUGACAUAUAUCACACCCUAUGUUAUCGCAAAUGGCCAAUCAACGUCAUUUGGGUUCUACAUCGUUUCCAUUCUUAACGCCGGUUCAUUCGUCGGCCGAUUGGGAGCAGGCUAUGUGGCCGAUCGUCUUGGUUAUGUGAAUACGCUCAUUAUCUCCGUCGCUUUCUGCGUAGUAACAUGUCUAGCGCUGUGGCUACCAGCUGGUGACUCCCAAGCUGUAGCCCUUGUUUUCUCUGUACUAUUUGGACUUGUGAGCGGUAGCAAUCUUAGUCUGAGUCCAGUAUGCGUUGGUCAGCUGUGUGGGGUUGAAAAAUUCGGCACUUACUAUUCUACAUGUUGGAUGAUAGUUUCAUUUGGCACCUUGACUGGGUUGCCUAUCGCUGGGCAGAUCCUGACGGCUAGUGGAGGUGACUAUACAUGGUUGAUUGUUUUUGCCGGACUCUCCUAUGCACUAGCUGGCACCUUCCUCGUUGCUGCGAAAGUUGCAAAGCUCGGAUGGUCAAUUACUACGAAAUACUGAUGAGAGACUGAAUGAUUUAUGAUGCAGAUGACUGCCCACCUCGCAUUUUCCUCUCUAGGAGUUCACAGCUACCUAGUAAAUAUCUUCUAUCUCAGUGGAAAAUUGUACCGGACAAACGACCUCGUUUAGCUCCUAGUGCGAUAAUGUCGACAAUUCUAUUUCUUGACGCUCAUUCCAUACAAAUUUGCACACGUUUGUUUUUCUUACAAAACUGAAAAGGAGGUCGGAUGAAACAAUAGGGGGAGCCCAGAAUGUCAGGGUAGAAAUACUAAAUAGGGAGGAGUAUUUAGCGAGUCUUUUGUGGUACCUAGAUACCAGUUAUCCAAUGGAUCUACUUUACUUUCUCUUCACACAUAUCUUAAUAAAUAUGCGGAUACAUACAUACAUAGCAAUAUUACACACUCAUUUAUAUCCCCAUCUCUGUUUUAAUCGUGCAGCAAUAAGCUUCGCUUCUCA